This is a messenger RNA of Malassezia globosa CBS 7966, 2832 nucleotides long. RefSeq lists its product as uncharacterized. The coding region runs from base 1 to 2832 and encodes 943 amino acids. Gene Ontology annotation, cellular component: cytoplasm. NCBI's taxonomy places the organism in Eukaryota, Fungi, Basidiomycota, Malasseziomycetes, Malasseziales, Malasseziaceae. Gene Ontology annotation, molecular function: small GTPase binding. Gene Ontology annotation, biological process: protein import into nucleus. The record is from RefSeq and is a predicted model, not a curated record. The transcript has a single exon.
AUGAGUAGCAGUGAAGCAGCGGCGGUGGCAGCAACCGCAGCUUCCCAUCCAGACGUGUCGUCUGUCCUUGCGGCGCUGCAGGCACUUUAUCAUGAUCCCAAUUCUAGCGCUAAGCAGGAAGCGAACCUUGCCUUGCUGCAGUUCCAAAAAACGCCGCAGGCAUGGAACACGGCGAAUACUCUGUUGCUGUCGCAGGAUCUGCCAUUGGAGUCGCGACUUUUUUCUGCGCAGACUUUCCGCUCCAAAGUCACCUUUGACUUGGAGCAGCUGGAAGGAGCGUCGCAGGAACAGCUGCGCGAUACACUCUUACAUGCAUUGGACAUGUAUGCUUCUGGGCCACGUGUAAUCCAGACACAACUUUGUUUGGCGCUAGCGGCUCUUGCACUGCAAAUGCCUGAAUCACGCUGGGGCGCCGUGAUCCCACAGAUGAUCGAACGCUUUGGCAGCGCGCCCACGACUGUGGGAGUGCUUCUCGAGUUUCUCACGGUGCUUCCUGAAGAAGUGUCGAUGAACCACAGGAUCCCUAUCGACAAUGCCGCGUACCAUGAGCGUGUUCCCCGGCUGCUUACGCAGCAUGCACCGACCGUGCUCCAGGUGCUUUACAUGUACAUCCGUGCAGAUGGCGUGACGACGCCGAUUCAGGCGAUGAUUCUGGCUUGCCUUCGGAGCUGGCUCAAGGCAGGUGAGGUAUCCGCGCUGCAGCUCGCAGAAACGCCGCUGCUUGCGUGUGCAUUUGAUGCACUCCAGAACGAGGAGCUCUUCGACACCGCUGUCGAUGUCGUGUGUGACCUGAUCAACGAGACGCAGGAAAUUCACGAGAAUCAGUCUGUCAUUGAACAGAUUUUACCGCGUCUUGAGGAGCUGCGUCCUGCACUUGCGGCGGCUGGUGAUGACGAGGACCGUGUGCGUGGCCUCUGCCGCAUCUUUGUCCAGGCCGGCGAGACGUAUCACGCGCUCAUCUUACAACACACGGCCGCGCUCCUGCCGAUUGUCCAAACGGUCUUGGACUGUGCGUCGUACCACGACCUGGACAUUGUGCAGAUCACGUUCCGCUUCUGGUACCUGCUGGCGUCCGACGUGCACAAGGCACUGGAGCAGGGCGAGUCGUCUGCGUUGCCGUUCCGUGGUGUGUAUGAGCAGCUGUUUGCUGUCAUUCUACGGCAUCUUCGAUUCCCUAAUGAUGACGAAGACACACUCACCGGCCAGGAGCGCGAUGACUUCCGCAGCUUCCGCCACUACAUGGGCGACACGCUCAAAGACUGCUGCUAUGUCCUGGGUGCAGAGGCAUGUAUUGCACGCUCGCUGCAUCUCAUUGAGUCGGCGUUGGCCCAAGCGUCGCCAGAGCUGCAUUGGCAGGAUAUGGAAGCGCCACUGUUUUCUAUGCGCUCCAUGGGUGGCCAAAUCGAUAUUCAGACCAGCGACGUCGUCCCGAGUGUAUUUGCGCUUGUGCCUCGCUUGCCCCCGCACCCACGGCUUCGGUACGCGGGCCUGCUGGUAAUUUCCCGCUUCACUGAGUGGGUCGCAGAGCAUCCCGAGCAUCUUCACGAAGUGCUGUCAUUUAUCACGACAGGCUUCGAUGGCUCUGACAAAGACAUUGCCGCUGCUGCCGCGCAGGCGAUGAACUUCCUGUGCCAGGACUGUCGCGAACAUCUCGUGCCAUACUAUCCGCAGCUCCUGGAAUUCUUCCGCACAGUGUAUGAUCAUCUCGCCGUUGACGACCUACUUGCCGUUUCUGAAGCACUCACGCACGUCAUCACAGCGAUGUCUUCCGCUGCGGCUGCGUCAGAUGCGCUUCUCCGCCUGGCUGAGCCUCUUCUCCAGAGCGUGCAUGACGUAAGUGCACUGCCAAAUGCGACAAAACCCGACCUGAUGCGCGCGGCUGAUCGCAUGGAGCAACUUGCCCGGAUCUUACAGGUCAUGGGCGUCUCGCUCGCAAGUACGCUGCCAGAAGCGUGUGCAUCUACGUGUUCGCAAGCGUAUGCGAUCCUCGACCGGCUGCUCGAGCGGUAUGGAGACGUCUUUUUCAUCUCUGAGCGUACGUCUGCUUUGAUCCGUCGUGCGCUCAUCUUCUUUGGCGAUCGCGCCGAGCCGACGCUGCCAGCCUUGCUUGACCGCUUUGCUUCGUGCCUGGAAGCCACGGGUUUCUCUGGCUAUGUAUGGAUCAUUGGCAAGUCCAUGGAUCAAUAUGGCGCACAAGCGAAUGACAUUCUUCGUGCACAGCUGGGUCAUGCGAUGGAUCGUACAACACACAAAGUCAUGAGCCUUCUGGCUGCGGCGCCUGCGCCCGAUGCAAUCUCAGACGUCCUGGAUGACUACCUGCACUCGUGUCUCGUGACCAUCCAGACGGCUCCGGCACUCCUCUUCGGCUCAGCAUCUUUCUCUCAUUCAUAUGCGAUCGCUGUCCAAGCACUGUGUGCACUUUCACCAAGCCUCGUUGGAAUUGCUACCGAUGUCGUACGUGCCAUUGUUGAGUAUGCGCGCGAGGCUCCUGCUCCUGACCACACACUUGUCCAGACCAUCCGCGUGGUCGUUGGCGAGCGCGGCUCUGACACUGUGCGUACGAUCCUGCUUGGCCUGGUCACCCAUUUCCCACCGGAGAACAUGCCCGUCGUAGUGGCCAUUAUGCGUGCAUUAGCACUCGACUACCCUCACGAGCUGACAACCUGGACUAUUUCAGCUGCACAGAUGCUUCCUUUGGAAGCGGUUCCUGAUGCGGAUCGGACCAAGUUUAUCGAGCAUGUGCAAACCACAGCGCCACUUGAAGAGACAAUCAAGCCUAGUCUAGUGCGUUUGUACGGAGCGUCACGCAAAUCUCGCGAGAGAGGUACGUAG